Molecule: messenger RNA, 1221 nt
Organism: Heterotrigona itama
Lineage: Eukaryota; Metazoa; Arthropoda; Insecta; Hymenoptera; Apidae
Source: the annotation of a GenBank genome assembly
GGACCAUUCAGCGUGGUUAGGAAAUGCAUCCACCGCCAGACGGGGCAGACGUUCGCGGUAAAAAUCGUCGACGUGGCAAAAUUCACAUCCAGCCCCGGUCUAAGCACGAAUGAUUUGAAACGGGAAGCCACAAUAUGCCACAUGUUGAAGCACCCCCAUAUAGUGGAGUUAUUGGAAACAUACAGCUCGGAGGGUAUGCUCUAUAUGGUGUUCGAAUACCAUUACAUGCGACAGAUCCUGGAGGCGUUGCGCUACUGCCACGAGAACGACAUAAUUCAUCGUGAUCUAAAGCCGCAGUGCGCCCUCCUGGCGGGCAAGGAAAAUUCCGCACCGGUGAAACUACGCGGCUUCAGCGUCGCCGUGCAGCUUCAGUCGUCCCAGGCAAACGGCGUCGGUCGUGUUGGGUGUCCACACUUCAUGGCGCCGGAAGUGAUCCAGCGCCGACAGUACGGCAAGCCUGGUGACGUCUGGUCAGCCGGAGUGCUGCUCCAUGUUCUAUUAACUGGUACGCUUCCAUUCGUCGGCUCUCGGGACAGACUGCGAGAAGCAAUUUGCAGAGGACGAGUGCAGAUGGAAACGCCUUUAUGGGACAAUAUCAGCGAGCCAGCCAAGGAUCUCAUACAAAGAAUGCUCACAACGGAUGUAAAUCACAGGAUUACCAUACAGGAAGUGCUGAACCACAAAUGGCUCCGAGACCGUGAUAAGGGCGUGGCUCGAAUACAUUUAGGUGAAACUAUAGAAGAGCUUAAGAAAUUCAAUGCUAGACGAAAAUUGAAGGAAGCUGUGAAAGCGGCGAUCUCGUCGUCGAAAUGGCACAUCCCGUAUUCGGAAAUUAACGGUGACAGCUUUUUCGAUAUAGGCGACGACGAAGUAAUUACCACAGGUGCUAUAGCUGAAAUUUUAGACUCUCUGGAUGAUAUUGAAGUACUUCAAGAAAGUGGAAGACUGACACGUGCCGAGAUACUUAACGCAGUCGACGAUUAUCGUCUUCGAGCCAUUUUAGAGAGCUUUUACUUUAUCAACGCGCACAAGAGUUUCCCUCAGUGGCGCCAUCGCUGGUUUCGGUCGAUGUUUAAAGCCACUUGGCGUUCCACUGUAUCCACUUCACGGUCGCUGCCUCUUUAUCGUGUUUAUAUCCUGAAGGAAGAGGUACGCGCCCUCAUUUUACCUGGGAAAAAGGCGCAAGCGCCCAACUCCCGAUUAUCAAAAUGGCUGACGUGC